Exophiala aquamarina CBS 119918 is the source of this 2646-nucleotide messenger RNA. RefSeq lists its product as uncharacterized. Lineage: Eukaryota; Fungi; Ascomycota; Eurotiomycetes; Chaetothyriales; Herpotrichiellaceae. Bases 1 to 2646 code for a protein of 881 amino acids. The record is from RefSeq and is a predicted model, not a curated record. Gene Ontology annotation, biological process: cytoplasmic microtubule organization; meiotic cell cycle; microtubule nucleation. Gene Ontology annotation, molecular function: gamma-tubulin binding; microtubule minus-end binding. The transcript has a single exon. Gene Ontology annotation, cellular component: gamma-tubulin complex; centrosome; spindle pole.
AUGGCUUCUUCGACCACCAUAACCGCGUGGUUGGAGGAACUCGUGCAGUCCCUUCUGCCCACAUCAAUUCCCCAAUCAGACAUCCGCAAAUAUAAAGAAGACUUCAUACGCCAGGUGAAGAAUCACGGCUAUGGGCCAACCAAUCAAUUUGAGGUUAUCGAGAGACUCACAGGCCUGGAAGAGAAACUUCAAGUGCUCAAUCUCGAUGAUGUCGCCGAAGAGCUAUAUUCUCGCCGUACGAAGCUAAACAUCACUGAAGACCGCUGGUUGCCUGAUGUGCUAGACCUCCUUCUUCAUCUUUCCAUGGACCCCGUUAACAAUAGCCGCGUCCGCAACCUUGAAAGGAUCCAAGCGAAGCCUCAGACGCCUCCGCCCCUGACAUGGAAAGAUAUUGAGGCGACGGAUCCAAUUGGUCGUGACGACAACAUCUGGGACAUCCCGGAGUAUAGUGAUCUCAGCUCGGAUGAAGACGAAGUUGCCGUCUCCACCACAACCACAUCGCCUGUCAGCAUAAAGCAACGAGGGUCGAUUGGGAAAGCAGUUUCACGGACGUUCGAGAAAGUAGGGCUAGCUCAGGAGGCAUCUUCAUCAUCCGACCUUGCUUCUUGCCAAUUCUGGAACAAGGCAGGGCUAUCUAUCGAGACGUCAGAGCAGCAAGCAGUUAGAGAAGUAUUGAUGAUGCUGAACGGAUUUCCCACAUCAAUGUUCAAUUUGUAUGGCAACGAGCUGAAGCCAGAUCCCCGCUACCGUCUUGUCAACCUUGAAGUUGAGACAUCUUCUCGACUCCUGACCCAAGCCGCCAACCUUGGCUCAACAAUGCGUUCUGUCAUGGGAUGGUUAGAGGACUCGCACAAUGAUGCCGUCAUGCAACUGAUUGAACAUCGGAUUCGUGACAUAUUAUUGGAAUUCCAUCGAUUCAUCACCCAACUCCAAAUGGACGUAGCGAAUGGAAAUUAUUCCACUGGUGUCAUCACCUUGCUGGAGUUGCUCCAUCAGACUAGUGGAGCAAGUGUGCCAUUAAAGUCAGUCGCUGGCCUCUUACUACAUAUGCCCAACAACGAGCCGGUCGCUGCUUUGAACGCCAUGUACAAACAUGUCAAUCUGGCAUACUUGUGCUUCGACCAACCCACAUUGGACACGAUUCUGCCAGUUUUUGCAUCAGCCUUUGAGAAGUAUGCAGUCCCUAUUGACGCAUGGGUUCAGAUGGGCGUGGUUGAGGGGAGUUCCUGCUCGUUUUUCAUCUCUAAAUCCGUUGCGUCAAGAAGUCCGGCCACCCUUUGGCACGAUUGGUUCUCCCUCAUUUUAGACGAGAAUAGAACUAUACCUUCUUUUCUCGAAAAUUACGCGCAGAGAAUAUUCGCUGCUGGGAAGACCGCCGCCUUACUGCAGUAUCUGAACCCUCCUGAGAAUAAAACACCCCUCAUUGAGCUUGGCCUGGCAAGAGCCGCGGAGGAAGCAUCCGAAAUUGCAACGACCUUACCAGUUCCGUUUUCUGCUACCUUUGAGAUGCUCAUCGAUAGACAGCUGUCCUCAGUCCUAUCGACCUCUACAGGUGCCCUGAAGGGGUUAUUGGAAGAGCACUUCGGACUUUCUUGCCUCCUCGAUGCAUUCCAAUAUCUCUAUUUGAGUAAAGAUGGCGCGGUGCUAGACAACUUUGAAGGCAAAUUGUUUGAUCAAAUUGACCGAUGUGUUGAAAUUUGGAAUGACCGUUUUCUUGUGGCAGAUGGCCUAGCUGAAACGUUCGCAGAGGUGAAGUGUAUUGAUUCGGAACGUCUCAAUGUGCAAUCUACAUACACUUCUUCACGAAGCAUGGAAAGUCGAAGGCGCUCAGUCAGAAUAUUGAGUGCUCUGACUGUAUCGUACGAUAUCUCUUGGCCGAUAGCAAACAUUAUUCUUCCUGAAGCAGUUACGUGCUACCAACGGAUUGCACUCACCCUCGGCCAGAUCCGCCGGGCCAAGUUUGUCCUUGAAAGACGUGCAUAUUUCUGCGUGCAAAGCGUCCCGUUACCUGGAGAGCCAGCCGUUCAAAAUAUGGCUCGAGACCUGUGCUUCACACUGGCUGUCUUUGUUAACAGUGUUUACGACCAUUUCACAAGUUGCACGAUUGCACCGAUGACCAAGACGAUGCGAAGCAGAUUGGAAGGUAGUGUUGACGAGAUGAUCUCAAUCCAUAACGAAUACGUUCGCCUGCUCGAGCUUGCCUGCCUGAGCGGCAAACGCAUGAAACCGCUCCAAGACAGUUUGCUAAGCAUACUGGAUCUUUGCCUACGCUUUACGGACAUCGUCUCGUCGCCUUUGACCGCGGCUAAGCAGUCUUCCAGAGAUUUCGAGGCAAGCUCCUUCAUAUCGGCUCGAAGUCACCGGCGAAGGAGAAGGAAAGUAGAACAAGAUGAAAGCAGCAGCAGCGAGGACGAGGAGGACGAGGAUGGCAUGGGAGAGGGGUAUUCCACGUUCAUCCUAGACGAGGAUACAUCUGUCACGGAAGAGAUAAUUAAAAUCAGGCAGGAAUUCACGAAAUAUGUGACAUUCCUCAUGGCCGGACUGAGAGGUGUGGCGAGGAGUUCAGGGGAAAUAGGUGAUCUGCUGGAAUUACUCGCAGACUCCCUGGAGGGUGUCUUUCCACAAAAAAGGAUCAGGGUAUUCUAA